Molecule: messenger RNA, 402 nt
Organism: Fusarium sp. VM40
Lineage: Eukaryota; Fungi; Ascomycota; Sordariomycetes; Hypocreales; Nectriaceae
Source: the annotation of a GenBank genome assembly
AUGACUUCCCGCCAAAACAUCAGUUCGGGCUCUGCCUUUGAAGAGCUAAUCGGAUAUUCACGAGCUGUCGUAACUGGUGAUUGGGUUUUCGUCAGUGGCACUACUGGUUAUGAUUAUAAAUCUGGACAGAUAUCGGCCGACGUUGCUGAACAGGCCGAUCAAACAAUGACCAACAUAGCGGCUGCACUGAAGGAUGCUGGUGCUUCGGUCUCGGAUGUUGUUCGUGUCCGUUAUAUUCUACCUGACCGUGAUGACUUCCCCAAAACGUGGCCGGUGUUGAAGAAGUGGUUCGGGGAUGUUCGUCCUGCUGCAACUAUGGUGCAAUCGGCAUUGAUGAAGGAGGAGAUGAAGAUCGAAAUCGAGGUCACUGCGAGAACAGGAUGUGGUGGAGAUACUCAUUGA